AUGGCUCCUCAGACAGCAGCGGCGGCAGCCGCGCCCAACGGCGACAACCUCGACUAUGAGCCCAUCAACGUAAUUAUCCCAAUCGGCGGCAUUGGCUCUCGCUUCGCCAAGCAGGGCUACCGCUACCCUAAGCCUCUCAUCAACAUCGUCGGCCGUCCCAUGCUGCUAUGGCUGAUCGACAACCUCAGCCUCAAGCCCGGCGACACCUUGUGGAUGGCCGUCAACGAGGAGAUUGACGACGAGUUCAGAAUCGGCCAGCUUGUCAGCAAGACCUUCUCCAAGAUCGACUUCAGGCUGCUGCGCCUGCGACACCAGACCAAGGGUGCCAGCGAGACGCUGUACAUCGUCACCCAGAGCAUGACCAAGAAGCACCUCGAGCGCAAGACUGUCUCCCUCGACUGCGACACCAUCUACUGGGCCGACGUCCUCCAGGACAUUCGCAACAUGCCCAAGGGCCAUGGCGGCUGCUUCUACUUCCCCGACGUCGGCGACAAGCCCAUUUUCUCAUACAUCAAGACGGAGGCCACAAAGGACGGUUUGGAGCGCAUUGUAGACAUUCAAGAAAAGAAGGCCAUUUCCAACAAGGCCAACACGGGCGCAUACGUUUUCCCUACGGCAGGUCAGCUCAAGUCAUGGGCCUCGGAGAACCUCGACAUGAAGAGGCCCGACGGCUCAGAGGUGGGCGAGUACUACACCUCGCAGAUGAUUGCCCUCAUGAUCCAGAACGGUGUUCCCUACCUGGGCAUGCCCGUCAAGACGAAGGAUUUCAGCGUCGUUGGCACUCCCGAGCAGCUUCAGGACCUCCUGAAGCUUCUCAAGUCCGACACCUCGAACCUGCCGAUCAAGCUGAAGAAGCGCCGCUUCUGCUUCGACCUCGACAUGACUCUUGUCGGUGUGCCCGCCAUCCCUGGCGACUACUCAACGUGCCCGCCCAUCGAGAAGAACAUUCGUCUCGUGCAGCAGCUGUACAACGCGGGCCACUACAUUAUCAUUCAAACCGCUCGUCGCAUGCGAACACACAAGGGCAACAUUGGUUCCGUGCUCGCAGACGUCGGCCCUGUCACUUUUGCCCAAUUGGCCAAGUACGAGAUCCCGUACCACGACAUCCACUUCGGCAAGCCCUACGCCGAUGUCUACGUCGACGACUUGGCGGUCAAUGCCAACCUGGAUACCAUGCGGGAAAUCGGCUGGCUGCUGGACGAGCAGGACCCUGCCGCACUAAUCGGCGAGGAGGCCAGCGCAGGCGAGGAGGCGAAGAAGGCCGGCAUGAUUGCGGCGCGUGACUUCAACACGAUCCAGAUCAUCGGCGACAAGGUCAUCAAGUCAAGCAAAUCGGAGAACAUUCUCGGCGAGCUGUUCUUCUACUCACACAUGCCCUCCGAGAUCUCCCACAUUUUCCCCACCGUCUACAAUGUCGACUACAUUGCUGACACCUCCAUCUACAACAUCACAAUGGAGAACCGCCGCGGUCUGACCUUUUCUCACCUGCUGGUCGGCCGCUCCAUUACUAAGGGCCGCCUAAUCUCCCUCCUAAAGUCCCUCCACACGAUCCACACCACCGCCAGCACCGAUAAGGCCACUCUCAAGAUCCCCUCGGCGCUGGAGAAGAAGUUUGAGGAGCACUCCCUGGCGCGCGCGAACCACCGUGUUAACAUUUACGCAAACUACGGCUCCAAGCUGCGCAGCCGCUACUACAAGGACCAGGACAAGUACGACGCCCUUGGUCCCUUGGCCGGCUCCCUCUUUGCUCGCAUCAACGAGUUCCUCGACACAUACGAGGCUGAGGAGAAGGGAGUGCACGCCCAGGUUAUCCACGGCGACCCCGUUUUCAGCAACGCCAUCCUUUCCAAGGACGAGAAGCUCGUCAGCUUCAUCGACGUGCGCUGCCAGCUCGAGAACACCCUGACGCCCGAGGGCGACAUUCACUACGACCUCGGCAAGGUCCUCCAGUCUCUCUGCGGCUACGACCACAUCCUCUUCAUGAGCGCAAACAACCAUGACCUCCGUGGUGCCCUGGAGACUGAUGCGCCCCUACUCGAUGAGGCCGACCAGGACCUCCUCAACGAGCUGCAGGAGGUCUUCUUCACCUUCCUUGAGGAGACGUACUCUGUCCGCCUCCACCGCAAGACUCUCUUCCGCAUCACUGCUUCGCUCUUCUUCAGCCUCAUCCCCCUGCACCGCCCCGAGCUCGGCGCCGUCUUCCUGCGCAUGUGCAAGGAGACGCUCGACAAGGCGAGCAACAUCAACUACGGCCCCAACGCGCGCUCCAUUGCGGGUUUGACGCUCAGCCGCCGCGCGAGUUCCAACUUUGCGGAUGAGAGCGGACGCGAGAUGCCCGUCGCCAACACUAACACCAAGGGCGAGAGCCUCGAUAUCCCCAACGUGGUCGUCAGCUCAAAAUAG
Molecule: messenger RNA, 2403 nt
Organism: Colletotrichum siamense
Lineage: Eukaryota; Fungi; Ascomycota; Sordariomycetes; Glomerellales; Glomerellaceae
Exons: 4
Coding region: 1-2403 (800 amino acids)
Biological process (GO): biosynthetic process
Source: RefSeq, a predicted model, not a curated record